Messenger RNA from Eufriesea mexicana, 2122 nucleotides. RefSeq lists its product as uncharacterized. The record is from RefSeq and is a predicted model, not a curated record. The coding region runs from base 1577 to 2122 and encodes 181 amino acids. The transcript has 3 exons. Lineage: Eukaryota; Metazoa; Arthropoda; Insecta; Hymenoptera; Apidae.
UCAGUAUCUUGUUUGUUAAAAUUUCUUGUGCAUAAUUUUAUCGCGAGUUCUUGAAAAUUCUAGCGAAAUCCUAAUAUAAUAGUCAUUUAAUGGCUUAAUUAGAAGAGUGACUGAUUAAAGAAAAGUUAAGGGAACGACGUGAUUUAAUUCCGAAAAGGCUUAAAAAGGCUGAACUUCACGAGGUGGUAAACUACGCAUCGAUCUUAAAAAACUCCACGCAUAGGAAAGAGAGAGGAAGAAAAGAAAUUCUCUGGAGAGCAUCGUGUUGCAUCGUUAAGUGAAAAAGCCGCGCUUAUUUAUUUGUCGGUGGUACAUCACCCAACAAAUUGAACAUAUACGAUUCCUACACUAGAGAUUUUGCGAACGGAACUUUGGUUUUAAUUUUCUGCUUGCGACGUUUCUCCUGAAUCCUUCGACUGAUUUUGUUCUUCAACAUCGUUAUAAUUUUUAGACAUUUUUCAAUCUAUUUACAUCUGAAGUGCAUACAUACGAUAUAUAUUCAAUAAAUUAAUUCCUAGGCGAGGUGUAGAAACUAUUCGAAUACCUGCUGCCUAAAUUCGUCGACACAUUCGCGGACAGUCGAUCUAUUUAUUGCUAAGAUGCAACGGGGGUCGUCGACCUGUGGUAUGUCGUCCGAAUAAUUUUAGGUAACCACGAAAUUGGAAAUCAACGGAGUUACAAAGUUCGAAAUCGGAAGAUAGAAACACGGUCAAGAUCAAUGAGUAUUAUGUACACGUGCUCGUGAAUUCUUUCCAAUCACGAAUAUCAAUCAUCCAUCUUCUAGCUUCUUUUUAAAGAUGUUCAUAUAGAAAGGGAAAAUCUUUGAGUGAAUAUUCGUUGUAUACUUCCCAAGGAGUGUGUUCGAAGUCACGAUUCAGAAGAAUUCGUAUUCUGCAUUGAAAAUAGAUUCGCAGCAGUGACAGAUCUCUGAAUUACCCUACGAUUUGAAGGAGUCGUGGUUCGAUUUAACAGCAUACCAGCCAAUAGUGCUUGCGUUCAGAUUAUCUGACACACGGCAGUUCUAUGAUAGAUUAAGAGUCGUUACAGAGAAGGAUUCGAGCAUCUUGGAAUAUGCCCGGUCAUAAAUUUAUGAAGCGCAACUGAUUGCUCGACGAUCUGGUUUUCUUGGUAAAUUCUGUGUGGAAUUUUGAUCAAGAUUUGCCAACUGCUUGUCUCAAAUCGUCAUUUAUUUACACGCGUGUUCUCGAAUCCAAUAAUAUUGAACACAUAGAGGAAAAUCGAUCCGGCCGAAGAAUCUCUACUCCUAAUGCUGUUUGAAACACAUGUAUCCAGUUUGAUAUCUAGUCAACAUCCAACGUAUCCACUUAAGAUAAAGUAAAAGUCGAAUUAUAGCGUGAAACAAGACACCAAGAAACAUACCCACUCACAGAAAUAACGGAAGCACAAAAGUGAUGACCUAUUGUGAUAGUUCUAGCUGAUUCCAAGAGAACAAUCUCUUGAUAAAGAAUACUUCAAAUUAGUUUGUAAUCCAAACUAAUUCGUGUUACGGUUAUCAUAAACCACAAACGUUUAUUUUCUUUUUUAAUCGGGAUAAGGGAGAAAGCGUGUUGUAAAGAUGUCGAGUUCACCGGAUACCCAGAAAGGGCCACCCCCGAGGUUAAAGAUUCAGCUUCCGUUACCAGGGCAAUAUUAUCCGCAGACCGGUAUGGCGUACGUCCCAACCCCGUACGGGCAGACACCUAUACCGAUGACACCGGUUUCCGGUCAACCGCAGGUGAUUUACUCGAACAAGGCCAGUGAGUUUGUCUUUAGCCAAUUCAAGGGUAUCAAGGAUCUGACCAAAUCUGGGCUGAGCGUCGGAGAGAAGAGCGCGUUUUGGCUUUACGAGAAGGUCAGUUCCUGGAGCAAACGAUGGUUCACACACAUUUUCUUAUUUGUUAUCGUGCUUUUGUACAGUAUCGGAGGCGCGAUGAUAUUCGUCACGAUCGAGGGAACCAACGAAGACAUAGUGCAUAGCAGUAUUCGAAGGGAAAGGAAAGCGAGCUUAAAGAAUAAGCACAAACGCGACGACAGGAGCGUGGAUACAUUAUAUCGGUUUCAUCGGGAAACACAAGAUCGGCAACAACAGCAGGAAAAUGUGGGACGAUCGAACGUGUAUUAA